CGCUCUCCGCCGCCGCCCGGCCCCGCCCGCCGCCGCCAUGGCCGGUAAGUCCCGCAGCGGCUGCGAGGCGCUGAAGGUGGUGGCCCGGUGCCGCCCGAUGAGCAGGAAGGAGGAGGCGGCGGGCUACGAGCGCGUCCUGGAGCUGGACGUGAAGCUGGGGCAGGUGAGCAUCCGAAACCCCCGCGCCGCCCCCGGGGAGCUGCCCAAGACCUUCACCUUCGACGCCGUCUACGACGCCAGCUCCAAGCAGGCGGACCUCUACGACGAGACGGUUCGGCCGCUGAUCGACUCCGUGCUGCGGGGCUUCAACGGCACCAUCUUCGCCUACGGCCAGACCGGCACCGGCAAGACCUACACCAUGCAGGGGGCCUGGGCGGAGCCGGAGAAGCGGGGCAUCAUCCCCAUCUCCUUCGAGCACAUCUUCACCCACAUCUCCCGCUCGCAGAACCAGCAGUACCUGGUGAGGGCCUCGUACCUGGAGAUCUACCAGGAGGAGAUCAGGGACCUCCUCGCCAAGGACCAGAGCAAGAAGCUGGAGCUGAAGGAGAACCCCGAGACGGGGGUGUACAUCAAGGACCUCUCCUCCUUCGUGACCAAGAACGUCAAGGAGAUCGAGCACGUGAUGAACCUGGGGAGCCAGACGCGCUCCGUGGGCAGCACCAACAUGAACGAGCACAGCUCCCGCUCCCACGCCAUCUUCCUCAUCACCAUCGAGUGCAGCGAGACGGGGCCGGACGGCGAGGAGCACAUCCGCGUGGGCAAGCUCAACCUGGUGGACCUGGCCGGCAGCGAGCGCCAGAGCAAAAUGGGGGCCCACGGAGAGCGCCCCAAGGAAGCCUCCAAGAUCAACCUCUCCCUCUCCGCCCUGGGCAACGUCAUCUCCGCCCUCGUGGACGGCAAGAGCACCCACAUCCCCUACCGGGACUCCAAGCUGACCCGCCUGCUGCAGGACUCCCUCGGGGGCAACGCCAAGACAAUCAUGGUGGCCACCUUGGGCCCGGCCUCCCACAGCUACGACGAGAGCCUCUCCACCCUCAGGUUCGCCAACAGGGCCAAGAACAUCAAGAACAAGCCCCGGGUGAACGAGGACCCCAAGGACACCUUGCUGCGGGAGUUUCAGGAGGAGAUCGUCCGGCUGAAAGCCCAGCUGGAGAAGCGCGGCAUGCUGGGGAAGAAGAGGAGAAGGAGCAGCCGGAGGAAGAAGGCGGUGGACGGAGAGAGCGCCACGGAGAACGAAGGGGAGGACGACAACGAGGACGGCCUGGAGAAGAACAUGGAGAAUUACUUGAAGGAGCAGAAGGAGAGGCUGGAGGAGGAGAAGGCCGCUAUCCAGGACGACCACAGCCUGGUGAGCGAGGAGAAGCAGAAGCUGCUGCAGGAGAAGGAGAAGAUGAUCGAGGAUCUGCGGAAGGAGCAGGAGGCCACGGAGCUGCUGGCCACCAAGUACAAGGCGAUGGAGAGCAAGCUGCUCAUCGGCGGCAGGACCAUCGUGGACCACACCAACGAGCAGCAGAAGAUGCUGGAGCUGAAGCGGCAGGAGAUAGCCGAGCAGAAACGCCGGGAGCGGGAGAUGCAGCAGGAGAUGUUGCUGCGGGACGAGGAGACCAUGGAGCUGCGGGAGACUUACACCUCCCUGCAGCAGGAGGUGGAGAUCAAAACCAAGAAGCUGAAGAAGCUGUACGCCAAGCUGCAGGCCGUGAAGGCGGAGAUCCAGGACCAGCACGACGAGUACAUCCGCGUGCGCCAGGACCUGGAGGAGGCGCAGAACGAGCAGACGCGGGAGCUGAAGCUCAAGUACUUGAUCAUCGAGAACUUCAUCCCACCAGAAGAGAAGAACAAGAUCAUGAACCGCCUGUACUUCGACGGUGAGGAGGACCAGUGGAAGUUCCAGCCGCUGGUGCCCACCGGAGGAAACAGCAACCAAAUGAAGAAGCGGCCUACCUCUGCAGUGGGGUACAAGAGACCCAUCAGCCAAUACGCCCGCGUGGCCAUGGCCAUGGGAUCCCAUCCUCGGUACCGGGCUGAGAACAUCAUGUUCUUGGAGCUGGACCUCUCCCCUCCGGCCAUCUUUGAGUUUGAGCGGAGCAGGGACCCGGCAGAGCAGGACCCCCGGGCUCUCCACCUGGAGAGGCUGAUGCACCUGGACAGCCUCCUGGAGCGGCCGGCGGCCUCCCGGGUGAGGAAGUCCCGCUCCUGGUGCCAGACGCCGCGGUCACUGCCAUCCUCAACCACGCAUGUCUCCCUCACCUCCAGCUCCCCAUGCACCGCCACGAUGCCAGCUCAGGAGUGACAUCCUUCACCCCCUCGCCCCCCACACCGCCUCGCAGCGAGGACUGUGCCCCGCCGACGGCCGAGGAAGGGGCCUCAGCCGGCAGCAUCUCCACCGGUCCCAGUUCGUCUUUGUCUUCAGCUACUUUGUGUGCGCGUGUGUUUGUGUGAGACGCUCACGAACAGCCCCCGGGGCGAGGGGAGCUGCCCCCUCCUUCCUUCUGCCCCCCCCUUCCCCGAUCUGGAUCUGUCACUUUAUUUAUUUAACGUAUUUAUUUAUGGAGUGGUUGAUGCGCAGCGUCAGGAGGUGCGUUCGGACUGGAGGACAUCCAAGGCUGGCAGUGGGCACCACGCCGACCCCUCCUCGGGUACGCUCGUCUCCCAGCCCUCCCCACGCCGCCACCGCAGCCCCCGUGCAGGGCUGGGGCACGGGGACACCGCUGGGGUGGGCACCACCGGCGUACUGCUCACCAUCGUGCUCCGCAGAGCAGGUGGGAGAGAGCACGUGCCCCUCUCUGGUGGCUUUGGCAGAAGGUGAGGCAGCCCCGGACACUGGUACUGCGUUUGCUUUGCUGGAUCCCAGGGAACUUGGCGAUUUCUACAAGGAUUUGGAGACCUCGUGGUGGCAGCACCUUGCGCUGGGCUUGUCAGAGGCCCAGAGGGACUCUCCAGCCUGCAUCAACACUGGUGGCAGCAAUGACAUCUCAUUGACUUCUUGCCAUGGCUGUCGCUCCAGGAAUGCCAGCUCCAUUCACCGAGAGAGCUUGCAGAUUAACCAAACCAAGCCAGUCCCGGUGACGCUGGGACUUUGUUCACCUGUGCCACGCUCGGGAGAUGGCUGGCCCUGUCCUCUUCGGUUGCCUGACACCCAGCUUGCUCCCAUCCCUGAUUAAGUGGGUGUUUAACUCCUUACAGCAAGAACAGGAGAUGGAAAUCUCCGUCCCCUUCCACCCACCCCUGCCAAAGACACACAUAGUCUGGGGAGCAAUGCUACCUAAGUGAAACCAGAGGUGAGCGUGUCCACCAUCCUGGCAACUAAAGGCAACGAAGAAAUGCAGGACACGAUGGUGAUGCCCAGAGGGGUGAUUUCAACAUUGCUGUCCUCUGGGCUGGGUAAUACCAUGUGGAGAUCACCUUGUAGUUGGGAGAAAUUUCCUGGUUAUUGCAUGGGUCAUGGAGGGAUGGACAUGAAAUGGGUAAUGGAUAGGAGGGGGCAAGCCAUAAGGCCACUCCGGCGACCUGAAACUCAUCCCAGGCAGCAGCGUGCGUAGGUGCCAGGACAUCACUCGGUGUUCCUGAGUGAUUCAGCUCUCAGCAAUUCGACUGAGGGAAGGUGGGUCCUUGUUGAAGACCAUUCCUGGCAGUGCCAGGCCAGCAGCUGUGGUUUCCCUGGGAUGGCUUCUGGAUGUGCGGAGGUGGGGGAGAUCCAUUUGUUUGACAAGAUCCUAAUGAAUGAGGGAGCAAGCCCCUGGUUGACAUGGGAGGAUACGGGUCUUCAGAGGGACGUACGCUGAGGCCGGUCCCUGGGAAGGCACAUCUGAGAAGAUGUGCCGGUAGGGACUGUCUUCUGGCAUCUUCUUGAUAGUUGCCCUCUGCCACCAUCUUCCCUGCCUGUGUCCCGUAACACCUUCCGCCUCUUUGAAAUCUUUGUCCCCUUCUCCCGCACCCCAGCAGCUGGCUUGUAGGCGAUUUUGGAAGCUGACAUUGCUCCCAGGACUGAGCUCACUCCCUUCGAGCAGCAGCCAGGUCUGGUUAGUGCUCAGCCUGGGGAGGAGGGUGCGGGAUGAAAGGUGUUUUAGGAGUGAGAGAUCGGUCCCUUCCGUGGCUUGGGGUGAGGUCCUUCUGUCCGCAGGUACCGCCAGCAGCCAGGGGGUUGUCCGUGUGCAUCCCCCGGAGCAGGCUAGCUCCAGGCCCGUGAAACACGGUGGGUGAGAGUUUAUUUAGUUUUCAGGAUAGCGUCUGGGAGUCAGCGUCAGGAAGCACAGACCUCAGGAAGGGGAGAAGCUGUCUGCAGGGUGACCCGCAGGAAUAUAUUUUCCUCCCUUCCUUGUUUUCUAAUUGCCCCAAGUUCACCUUCAGCCAGAUCAGCAGCUCGCGGAGCCCGAAGCUGAUGAACCGGCGACAGUCUCUUUUACCUCCGUUCUCUACCCAGGGCAUGGGAAACAAAGCUCAAGAGCUGAUGGAGUCCUCUCGUUCCCCCCCGGCUUGCCCCAGGCCAUGGAGCAUCAUGUUGAAGGGUGGAUGUUCUCCACACCCAUCUCCCAUGGCACGCGUUGGUCCUCAUGUGUGUCAUGGCAAAGGACAGGUCCAGGUCCAGCAGGAUUUUGGGCACGGUGGGAUCCACGUGGAAGCCCUUCCAGCGGAGCACAGGACCGGCAUCUGUGUACCUGGUGCAGGGGACGGGCUGAGCUGCUUUCAACGUCCAAGUGCCGCUUGUAAUGCAUCUAUCGUGCGCGUGGGUCCAGCAAUGUCCCGGCGAUCGCUCUGCCUCGCUCCACCGCUGCCGACAACCUCCCGACCUCCUUAGCACAAACCCCAAGGAAGGUUGUAAGCAGAUGCCGGUGAUUUAAGCUGAGGCCGAGCGAGCUCGCGGCGGUGUUUUCCCUCUGCCUCGGGUGGCUCCGCAGCCUCUCUGCAUCGCUGCAGCAACCCCAGAUGUAUAUUUGUAAUGUUCUUUGGUCUUUGUAUGUUGGUGCGUGUGUAUUUACAUAUGAGUGUGUGUAGGUGUGUGUGGGUGCGCGCGCGCGUGUAGCCAAGGGAUCUAUUUACCGUCAAUGUGAGUGACUGUACAGGGGGCAAAUCCCAGAGGGGGGGGACAGGGCUGGGCUGGGGCUUUUUUUUUUGUUGUUUAAUUGUUUGUUUAGUUAUUUUGGAUUUCAGGCUUGGACCUUUUUUUUUUUUUCCAAGGGGGUGGGUUCGGAUCUGUUUCGGAUUGAUUGACAAGGUGAGGGCCUUGAUUAGGACCAAAUUUUUGUGCCUGUUGCUCUGGUGAUUUAUUUAGAAAUCAAAAGUUUACUGUAUGGUGGCCCAUCCUUGUCACUCUAUACAUAUGAAUAUACAGGACAUAUUAUAAAUAUAUAUAUAUUAUACAUACUGUAUGGAGAGAGGUCAUUAAUCUCACACUCCCUCUGGCUUUGGAUGGACACCUCUUCAAUAUGCUGUAAUGUAGCUUUGACCCAGUGCUGGGAACAACCAGAAAGCUCCAGCACCCUUCAAAACCUGGCAAUGACACCAAUAAAGGAAUGAGCAUCAUUGCAAA
Molecule: messenger RNA, 5527 nt
Organism: Harpia harpyja (harpy eagle)
Lineage: Eukaryota; Metazoa; Chordata; Aves; Accipitriformes; Accipitridae
Gene: KIF3C
Product: kinesin family member 3C
Exons: 8
Coding region: 38-2290 (750 amino acids)
Biological process (GO): microtubule-based movement
Molecular function (GO): microtubule binding; microtubule motor activity; ATP binding
Source: RefSeq, a predicted model, not a curated record